AUGGACAGAAGUUGCAAUCUUCUCUUUGCUCUAGCAGUUUUCAUUCUGCUUCAUCACAAUACUUCACUUGCUAGUGUUCCUAAUAUUAGCACUGAUGAAGUUGCUCUUCUUGCACUGAAAUCACACAUUUCUUCUCCUCAUAACAUCUUACAAAGCAACUGGUCCUCUUCCAGCCCAAUAUGCAACUAUAUCGGAAUCACUUGCGGCUCCUACCACAAUCGAGUCACUGCUUUAAACAUUUCUAGCAUGCAACUUCAUGGUACCAUUCCUCCACACCUUGGAAACCUCUCAUUUCUCAUCUCCCUCGAUAUCAGUGACAACACUUUUCACGGGGGUUUUCCAGAGGAGUUAGCUCAUUUACAGAGGUUGAAAUUGAUUAAUGUCACAAGAAAUAACUUCACUGGUUCCAUUCCAUCAUUUUCAAGUUUGUUACCUAACCUUCAACACAUGUACCUUUCGAUGAAUCAAUUUUGGGGGAAAUUCCAUCUUCCCUUUAACAAAGCUAGAAGUGUUGAGAAUGAAUAG
Messenger RNA from Lycium ferocissimum, 525 nucleotides. RefSeq names its product putative receptor-like protein kinase At3g47110. The transcript has a single exon. NCBI's taxonomy places the organism in Eukaryota, Viridiplantae, Streptophyta, Magnoliopsida, Solanales, Solanaceae. The record is from RefSeq and is a predicted model, not a curated record. The coding region runs from base 1 to 525 and encodes 174 amino acids.